AGUCGCACCGGUGCUUGUCCCAAAGUCCCAUUUGUCAAAAGUGUCAGCUGAUAAACAAAAAAAAAUGCUUUUCUGGGUAUUUUUUGUUCUAAUUUCCGCCAAAUUGGCUUCCUGUGCUGAGUAUCGGGAUGAAUUUCAUGAGGAAUUGUUCAUAAAACCCUUAGUUAGUGGUCAUAUUAAUACAUUUUUCCAAUUCACCACGAAAUGGCAGUACAACAACCGGGAAAAUCUUCAUCACACUCACCUUGCACCGAGAUCUCUGGCUGAGAUUUUCCAUGUGUACAGCCUCCGGGAGUUGCAUGUGAGCCUGACAAAUGUUUUGUGGAGGUAUGAAAAUUGGGGUUAUCCGGUGAUUGAUGCAGCUCCGGGAGCUGAAGUUCUGGCAUGGUUCGAUGCUCAAGAUGUCCGGAAUACGCCGGAAAAGAUAGAUGAGCAGUGGAAGAAUCUUGUGGCAACGCUGUCGGGGCUUUUGUGUGCAUCCUUGGGAUUUAUUGAUGAUACUAAUACGGUUCAGCCUCAUUUUACCAUUAGGCCCCAGUUUUAUUCCUCUGUGCAGGUAAAUUCCAGCUUUGUGAGGUACUCAACUCUGCCCCAUGAGGUAGUUUGCACGGAGAAUCUGACCCCGUGGAAAAAACUCCUGCCAUGUGGACACAGUGAGGGAUUUCUUUCUCUCCUGAAUUCCAAUCACAUUUAUGCCACGAAUUAUCAUUCCCUGGGGAUUCAUGUGAGACAGUUGAAGGGUGGGAAGGGUUCGGGGGAGAUGCUAGAGAUCAAGCAGACGGUGAAUUUGGUGUAUGAUCAGAUCCUUUUGGGUGGGCAGGAUUGGUCUGUGAGGAAACUCUUUGGUCAGGGCCUUGCAGGAUCAUGCCCAUUGGCUGAAUCCAGCAAAAUCUUCCUGGACAUGACACAUUCGCAACAUCUGGACUUUACCCCGGUCCCGGAGGCUGUUCAAACGUCCCGCAGGGGCGGAAUUGAUACGAUUUUUGCGGUUUAUGAUAUCAAAAAGGAAGUUCCCGGAAGAAUGUUCAAUCUAGCGGCUAUCCGGAAGGUAGAAACCAAGAAUAUCUUGCCCCUCAGUAGUCCUCCGCCCCUAUACGCCAGAAGGUACAUCUUAGGGAUUGGUCAGGAACGCGGAAGGAUCGUGACCAAGGUGACAAAUACUCACUGGUCAGAACUCAAUGUAAUUGUCCAGGAAAAUAUCCCAUGGUUCGUUCCAAUCUACCUGCACACUCUCACGCUCCGGCUGCCUUCGGGGCAGCUGAUCAAACCCUCAGCUGUCAAGUACAUUCCUGGUCAACAGAGGCGUCGCGCUUACCACCUCGAAGUUGCCUUUAAGCUUCCGGCUCGGACGAGCGUAGAAAUGAGCUUCCACUUUGACUACAUCUUCCUGAAGUGGCAGGAAUAUCCCCCAGACGCCAAUCACGGGCACUACCUAGGCUCAGCAAUUGUAGCUGCGCAGCUUCCGGUUGCCAGGAACUUCACAGGAGUCCCAGUUGAUGGAUCUCUCUUCGUGGACAACUAUAGGGCCAAAAUGAAUAUCAAUGUGUAUCGGGAAAUUGUCCUGGAAGAAGCUCUGAAGCCGUGA
Messenger RNA from Phlebotomus papatasi, 1585 nucleotides. It is a transcript of the gene PIG-T, whose product is annotated as GPI transamidase component PIG-T. Gene Ontology annotation, cellular component: GPI-anchor transamidase complex. Gene Ontology annotation, biological process: attachment of GPI anchor to protein. The coding region runs from base 65 to 1585 and encodes 506 amino acids. Lineage: Eukaryota; Metazoa; Arthropoda; Insecta; Diptera; Psychodidae. The transcript has 3 exons. The record is from RefSeq and is a predicted model, not a curated record.